Messenger RNA from Bombyx mori (domestic silkworm), 534 nucleotides. RefSeq lists its product as uncharacterized. The record is from RefSeq and is marked predicted. Bases 38 to 403 code for a protein of 121 amino acids. The transcript has 3 exons. NCBI's taxonomy places the organism in Eukaryota, Metazoa, Arthropoda, Insecta, Lepidoptera, Bombycidae.
UUUCAAUCUGAAUUUCAGUUCACUUCUUUGCUACAAGAUGAAGUUCGCUCUUCUGUUCGUGUUGACCGCAGUCGUCGCCGUGUCAACUGAUGAAGUGGCUGACCCCAGCUCUACUAGCAGAGCAAACGGUUUGGCAAUAGGCAGUAUUGCUCCAAAUGAUAGACUGUUACGGAGCUUCGUUGUGACUCGUGCUGCGACAGCCAGCUCGCAGGCUGUCAACGUGAGGUACACGGCGCCCGCCGGUAGACGCGUCAGGGCCGUCCGAGCCCGGGAAGUAGGGGUGUCCCAGUUCGCGACUGUCCGCCUUGUCGGGGGCGGGGUCGGUUCAACUUUCGUCACUCUCCAGUUCAGAAACUCAGCACGAAGAGGAUAUCACUUCAAUGUACAGAUUUGGGGACGCUAAACCUCAUCUGUCCACCCGUAAAACACAUAUGCAUCUGUUUGUGACUCAGAGGUUUUAAAUUUAAGAAACAAUACUAUAGUUUAUUAAUGGAUUUGUAUUCAAGAUUGUUAAUUAAAAUAUAUUUAAGAGGA